AUGAGAGUGACGCUUAUACGACACGGAGAAACAGAUUAUAACAAGAUUAGAAGAAUCCAGGGUCAACUUGACGUGCCUCUAAAUGAAAAUGGCCGUAAGCAGGCAAGAGAUGUCGCUACAAAGCUAGAAGCAGACUUUGGAAAGGUGUACUCCAGCGACCUUGCCCGGGCCUCCGAAACCGCAGCAAUCAUCACCGAAAAGAAUAUCCCUCUUGUGCUGAACAAGGGCCUGCGUGAGAGAUACAUGGGCGAGAUUCAAGAUCAACUAUUUCACAAAGCCAAGACCCACGCUGCACAAAUGGGUAAAACUAUCAUGGAUUAUGGAGAAGAUGAACGACAGUUUAAGAGUAGACUGCUAAAUGCUUGGGAUGAAGUCAUUUCCGACGCUGAGGCCAGUGAAGUCGAUAGCAUCCUCAUUGUUUCCCAUGGUGGAGCCUUGAUCAACUUAUUGGAGGCUCUAGUCGCGACAAAGCGCAUUGACGUUGGUAGAAAGGGGCACUUGCUUGGAUCUCCGUGUCGAAAUUGUUCAGUGACCGUUAUUGAAGAUGGUGUGCUGGUACGAUACGCUGAAAGACUCGUAGAGAGCAUGGUGUCAAAUAGAGAGCUGCUGUGA
Molecule: messenger RNA, 612 nt
Organism: Wickerhamiella sorbophila
Lineage: Eukaryota; Fungi; Ascomycota; Dipodascomycetes; Dipodascales; Trichomonascaceae
Exons: 1
Coding region: 1-612 (203 amino acids)
Biological process (GO): positive regulation of DNA repair; negative regulation of programmed cell death; negative regulation of glycolytic process
Cellular component (GO): cytosol
Molecular function (GO): fructose-2,6-bisphosphate 2-phosphatase activity
Source: RefSeq, a predicted model, not a curated record